AUGAGUGUAACAUUUAGUAAGAAAAAAAGAAUCAAAUACCAUGAUGUGGUUUAUGACAAUACUGAGAGAGAUUCCAUCCCGAAGCGUGGAUAUUAUUCUGAAUUGGUGUCGAACAUGACGAAGGAGGAUCCUUCUAGAGAAGUGUAUGCUAAGAAGCGCAUGAAACUUAUGUUACAGGCAAAAACAGAUAAGCUAGCGCCAAUGUUGGUCUCACUGCCGAAGCCGCAGAAGCCCAAACUGCUGUUACCACCAGGAAGAUGGACUACAUAUAGAGAAGAUGAGAGCAUUCAAUUCCCGUUCGAGACGUUUGUACCAAAGUUGCAGUUUCUUAGCAUAGUUCUGCCAAAGGAGUUACCAAGGCUGGUCAAAAUUGAACGGCUUAGGAGAAAAUUCCUUGCCGCUAAUAUAAAGAAAAUGCUCCGUGAGCUCGGCAUCCAGCCAUAUUGGUUAUUACCUCCAUCAGAGUACCCAAUCUCAGAGCAGGAACACUACGCCCUCUACAGUCCUUUUCCCAAGCUGGAUUUGGAAAUCUUCGACAACACUGAUUUUGAUUGCAGAAUUCCUGAAGAGUGGUUAAACCUUGGCAUGAUCGAAGGUGAACAGUAUCCAUGCCCUGGUCUCGCUUUCAUACCCAAAGAGGAAGGAAAAUCCACCAAAAGUGGAGAUCUGUUCCAGAUGUUAAACAAUUUAUAUGAGUGGAUUAAUGUUGCUGCAUUUAGUUAUGACGAACAAACAGACAAAUGGGAAGUUAUGGCACUCGAUGGAACUAAACGACGAUUUCAAAUUCCCCGUAUCCGACUUAUGUUCAAGGCCGACGAUCCAGAGACAUUUGCGAGACGCGUUAAGUUUGCAGUAGAUUUAAGGAGAGAAGUAGAAAAUAACAUUAGGUUUUAUCUAUACUUGGACUGUCUCCUUCUGGACGGUCUGCCCCAAAUGCCCUUGCACUACAUGCCGGCUAUCAUCAAGAUGGUGAGGAUCCAUAGGCAAGCGGUCGACGUGGACGAGGACCACUUGAAGGCUUUGAAACAUGAGGGUUACCUACUCCAUAGAAGAGCUGAGGGUAAAAUGAAAAUAAUCUACACGAUACAAAAGUAUCGAGACGUGUACAAUUUCAUUGAUGUGCCGAGCAAGGAGUAUGUGCCACCUGUACCGGAUUAUGGUCGCUAUCCCUGCGUCAUGGACGACUUCAAGGGCCGUGUGAAGUUCAACCAGUGGAACUCGCUCUAUGUCCUCACAGAAUCCGUGUCCUGCAUACAUCUUGUUGUUGAAGAGUGUCUUAAGGUUGAAGGUAUGCUGUUUUACACAACAAACUAUGGCCGUAACGCGAGUCUGGGAGAAUUUGAUGCUGCACAACAACACUGCACUUCAAUGAUGUUGAAAUAUUUACACAUAACGUGGCUGAACGCUACAGCGCAUGCGAUUAGGAUGUCUUUCAGAGAUGUUGGAAAAGGGUGGUUCAAUAUAUACGAGAAAAAAUGGGAGUUCUACGGAAUCAGUAAACUUUGCCGUUUCAUGCAACUCGUUAGAUUCCGUAUGCAGUACGCCCUGCGCUAUUGCAUCGAGCAGUCCAUGGCGAUGUUCGUGGGGCUCUGCGAGACCCCCUGCCUCUGCACCUACGUGUGUGAAGACGACUACGAGUGGGAUCCCAAUGACCUGAUCAACUCCCCCUUCCGUUCCCCCACUCCUACCCUUUUCUACUUUCACCUGAUGAUGUGUGAAGACGGACCGUAUUAUACUACGCCGCCGGAGCAGUUUGAGGUUGUAAUCCAGAGAUUGUUCAGAGAGAUGCUGUAUCGCUGCCACUUUAUCCCCCAAGUGCAUCCGAUGAUUAUGACCGGUCUCGUUUUUGAUAAGGAACUUUUUCUCACGUCUAUUGGUUUAAUGGAACCGAACGUGGUUGAAUACAGAGAGCGGCUGUUACUGGCGUAUCGCAAAGCAAUCAUACCGCUCAAAGCGUACAUGCGGCAGUACGAGUGCUAUAGAGACAUUUAUGUGUUGAAUAUUGAAGAAUACGUUGAAGCAUUCCGUGAAGAAAAGCAUUCUUCAUCAGAGACCCGUGAGGAGGUUCAGAUGCAUUAUGAUGCGAAACAAGAUCUAAUAUGGCGACUGCCGCAGUACAUUAAUAUUGGACCGUUUGCUAUAAAUGUGGAUAGUCUAAAGCAAACGCUCGUAAACAAACGAGCGGACAUCAUCAAGGCUCUCCUCACCAUGUGGGCUGAAGAGGUUCGCAUCAUGGUGGAAGACGUGAUACAAGCGUACAAGAGCAUCAUGAGGAAACUUGGUGAGAAGCCGAACACGAUAGAACACGUAUUCGAGAUUAGGGAGUGGAUGGAGUCGAUACCGUUCGCGUUGAAAACACAAGAAGAUAUCAUGAAGAAAGUUCACACGGAUUAUGAAGUAUUGGACGCAUUUUUCACUCCACUGGAAAAUGAAGAUUUCAAAGCUUUGUGGGAAGCUAUCGGUUGGCCGCUGAGUAUUACCAAACAAGUAGUUGCAACAACUGAUUUCCUUGAAGAAGAGCAAGAGAAGUUCUGGAAGCUUCACCAACAAGACGAACAGACGCUGUCGGAUAGAAUCGACAUGUUCACGUCGCAAUGCAUGGCGCUUACGCUGCAGAACGACUUCUCGAGAGUCCACGAAAUAGCAAAUGACAUAAAGAAAGCGUGGAAGGGCAUGAAGGACUCUCAGGAGUGGGGCAGGGUGCUGAACCAGCGGCAGAAGCUGUUCGGCCAGCCGGUGGUGCCCUUUGCAGAUCUGAAUAGAUUGGUCAAGGAAUUCGAGCCGUAUAGGAACUUGUGGGUCACUGCUUCUGAUUUCCUAAAAGCUCGUGAAGUUUGGUUCGACAAUCCUUUAAUGUACGUGGAUGCAGAUUCCAUCGAACCGCUCAUUAAUGAAUACUACAAAACCAUUAUCAAGUGUGUGCGAACAUUUGCUGAUUUGCCAAAAGUGCAACAAGUGGCGCUAACUAUAAGAGAUGACAUCGACGAAUUCAGACCGUUGAUUCCUGUAAUUCAAGCUGUAAGAAAUCCUGGAAUGAAAGAGAGGCAUUGGAAUGAGUUUAUGGAAAAAGCUGGUAUAACGGUAACAAUGAACGAGAAGCAGACCUUCCAAAUGUGCUUGAAACAAGGCAUGGCGGCGCACGGCGAGCUGAUAGCGGAGAUUGGGGAGCUGGCCAGCAAGGAGUACGUCAUUGAACAGUCGCUCGACAAGAUGUUGAACGACUGGGCCACUAAGGCGAUGGAGAUCGCGCCUUAUAAGAACACUGGUACAUUCAUAAUGAAGAUAGCAGACGAGACCUUACAACUACUAGACGAACAUCUCCUCGCCACGCAGCAGCUCGGCUUCAGUCCUUUCAAGGCGGCCUUCGAGCUUCGCAUCCAGGAGUGGGAUGAUAAGUUGCGGCUCACGCAGAAGGUUGUGGACGAAUGGAUUGAGUGUCAGAAGGAAUGGAUGUACUUGGAACCCAUAUUUACAUCCGAAGAUAUAUCACGUCAGCUGCCACUGGAAGCUAAAAAGUAUGGUACUAUGGAGAGAAUCUGGAGAAGAAUCAUGUCCUCUGCAGCAGCCGUUCCUAAGAUUAUGAUCAUUUGCCCUGACAGUCGUCUGCUAGACAGCUUGGUGGAAGCUCGUCAUCUCCUAGCGGUGGUGUCACGUGGCCUCAACGAAUACAUGGAGCUGAAGAGGCUGCGGUUCCCGCGCUUCUUCUUCCUCAGCGAUGAUGAACUGCUAGAGAUUCUGUCGCAGAGCAGGAACCCGAAGGCUGUGCAACCGCAUCUUAGGAAGUGCUUUGAGAAUAUUGCUAAGGUUACCUUUGAAGCAGAUCUCAAGAUCACACAAAUGCACUCGAGCGAAGGUGAAAUUGUCGAUCUCAAGUACAAGUUCUAUCCAUCAUCGAAUGUUGAGCAAUGGCUCUUGUUAUUGGAAGACACCAUGAGACACAGCAUACGGCUAACCCUCGUCGCGGGCAUGGAGGAGCUAUGGACGAUGCCGCGCGCCGAGUGGGUGCUGCGCUGGCCCGGCCAGGUGGUGAUAGCGGGCUCGCAGACCGCCUGGACGGCCGGCGUGGAGGAGGCGAUCAGCGAGUACAGGAUGGACUGCUACUUCGAGGAGAUGCUGCGACAGCUGGAUAGUCUCCGCGCGCUAGUCAAGGGCGAGCUGACCUUCUUCCAGCGGGAAGUGCUCUGCGCGCUGAUCGUGAUCGAGGUGCAUGCGCGUGACGUCACCAACACGCUCGUUAUUGAGAACGUGAAGAAUGUGAACGACUUCCAGUGGAUCUGUCAGCUACGAUACUACCAGAUGAUAAAGGACUUCUAUCCCCUAGAAGAGGGGGAAUUGCCAGAAAUCUACCAGGACGAGAACCGUCUGGACACGUCGAUGUUCUACCGACAGUUUAGCCAGAACUAUUGCGACGUGCGCGCUCUAAACUCUGUAUUUACUUACCAGAAUGAAUAUUUGGGCAACAGCGGUCGGCUCGUUAUCACGCCUCUAACGGACCGAUGUUACCUCACCCUCAUGUGCGCGAUGCACUUGAAGUUUGGCGGAGCGCCCGCAGGCCCCGCCGGCACCGGCAAGACUGAGACCACUAAGGAUUUAGCCAAAGCAUUGGCUGUGCAAUGCGUAGUCUUCAAUUGUUCGGACCAACUGGAUUUCAUGGCGAUGGGCAAAUUCUUCAAAGGACUUGCAGCAUCUGGCGCAUGGGCGUGCUUUGAUGAAUUCAACAGAAUAGACAUUGAAGUACUUUCAGUUGUUGCUCAGCAGGUGGUGACCAUACAAAAAGCGCAAAUCGCGAAAAUGGAGAAAUUUUGGUUUGAAGGUGUAGAAUUACCAUUGAAGGCGUCAUGCUCUGUUUUCAUUACUAUGAACCCUGGAUAUGCAGGUCGUACCGAGUUACCGGACAAUCUCAAAGCCCUAUUCCGUCCCAUAGCUAUGAUGGUCCCCGAUUAUGCUCUAAUCGCUGAAAUAUCACUGUUUUCGUAUGGAUUCUUCGAAGCGAAACUACUUGCUGGAAAGAUUACUACAACCUUUAGAUUGAGCUCGGAACAGUUGUCGUCACAGGAUCACUACGACUUCGGCAUGAGAGCUGUAAAAACUGUGAUUCUGGUCGCUGGAAACUUGAUACGUCAAAUGCCAGAUGGAGAUGAAAGGCAGAUAGUUCUUAGGGCACUGAGAGAUGUCAAUGUGCCUAAGUUCCUUGCUGACGAUCUGGUAUUGUUUAAUGGUAUAAUAUCGGAUUUGUUCCCACGUGUGGAAAUCCCAGUAGUGGACUACGGUAUCAUGGAGCAGUCUAUAAGAAACAUGCUUGUGAAGAGGGGAUACGACGACUUGUAUACAUUCAUAUUCAAGAUAAUACAACUGUAUGAAACUACAGUAGUGCGUCAUGGUCUGAUGUUGGUCGGUCCAGCUGGUUCAGGAAAAACAAAGUGCUACGAGAUCCUUCGAGACGCGCUAACCGCUAUUAAGGGCAAGCUAGCGCCCGACGGGUUUCCCUUCACCCCGGUGCACACGUUCGUGGUGAACCCUAAGUCGAUCACCAUGGGACAGCUAUAUGGGGAAUUUGAUCUGCAGACGCAUGAAUGGACGGAUGGCAUUCUAUCGAGUUUGGUUAGAGCCGGUAUCGCGGUGGAAGACACGGACAAGCGAUGGUACAUCUUCGAUGGGCCCGUGGACGCCGUUUGGAUUGAAAACAUGAACACUGUGCUAGACGACAACAAGAAGCUCUGUCUCUCAAGCGGCGAGAUCAUGAAGCUGACAGAUAGACAGCGCAUGAUCUUCGAAGUAGCGGAUCUGGCUGUAGCAUCCCCGGCCACGGUAUCGCGUUGUGGGAUGGUGUACCUGGACACGAGGGUCGUGGGGUUGCAGCCGCUGGUGAACGCGUGGAUGAAGAGCAAUUUGCCACCGAUCGCAGACAAUAUUCGCAAACCGCUCUACAACCUUAUCACGACAUACUUGUACCCGUCCUUAGUGAUACUGCGCUCGAAACUUACCGAAAUUGUAGCCUCAAUAGAUUCCUCUCUUGUUUUGAAGUUUCUCGAAUUACUGGAUUAUAGAUUGAGGCCAUUGACUGGUAAAGAUGAUCGACCUCCGCCAGGAGGAGCUUUUCUUGCUAUGAUGCCCAAACUAGCACCGUGUUGGGUGGUAUGGGCGGUGAUCUGGUCGGUGGGCGCCACGUGCGAUCACACGGGUCGGGCCAUCUUCUCCGACUUCAUGCGCAACCUCAUGGAGGAGAGCGGCACUAAACCGGCCUUCCCGAAGGAGGGAAGGGUUUAUGAUUACACACUUCACGAUGGUGGAUUCACUGAUCCAACGGAUGAUGGUGAGCCAGCAAAUCCCUACUGGUACAACUGGAUGGCAAAUCUGGAAGAGUAUGAAGUGGACCCUGAGUGGCAGUUUGCUGACAUCGAAGUGCCAACAUUAGACAACGUGCGCAGCGCGGCAUUACUCGGCUACAAAAUCGCGAACUACAACCACGUGAUAUGCGUUGGACCAACCGGCACCGGCAAGACGGUCACCAUCAGCUCGAAGCUCUCCAAGGGGUUGCAUAAGAAGUUUAUUUGUGAAUUCCUCGUAUUUUCAGCGAGGACUUCUGCUAAUCAGACGCAGGAUGUAAUAGACAGCAAGCUGGAGCGUCGCCGUCGCGGCGUGUUCGGUCCGCCGCCCACCAAGCGGCAGGUGUUCUUCAUCGACGACCUCAACAUGCCCGCGCUAGAGGUGUAUGGUGCACAGCCGCCCAUCGAACUGCUGAGACAGUUUAUGGACUUCUCUGGGUGGUACGACCGUACGAACAUCGGCGAGUUCAAGACGCUGAUCGACGUGGGGGUGGUGGCGGCGAUGGGGCCGCCGGGGGGAGGGCGGAACCCCGUCACCAUGCGACUCAUGAGACACUUCCAUUAUAUCUCCUUUACUGAGAUGGAGUUUAACAGCAAGUAUUGCAUCUUCAGCACGAUACUAAAGUCUUGGACGCGAAACUUCGAAAAAGUCUCCAUCCGCGAAGAUCCGUUCCUCAAAGGAUCUAUCGACAUCUUCAACUCGCUGGUUGAAGAACUGUUGCCAACUCCGACUAAAUCACAUUAUACCUUCAACCUCAGGGAUUUGAGUAAAGUUUUCCAGGGCAUCUUGAUGAUGGACCCUCAUCUUGUGAAGGAUGAAGAUGACGUCAUUCGUCUUUGGUACCACGAGCACCAGCGUGUGUAUCAGGAUAGAUUGGUUAACAGUGAGGAUCGCAAGUGGUUUGUCAAUCUUCUAAAUAAGAAGAUCAAAUCAGAGUUUGGCAAGAAAGCUAGUGAUGUGGUCGGUGGAAGAUUAAUGCUCUUCGGUGACUUUAUGGACAUCGGGGCUGAUGAUAAGAAGUAUUUGGAGAUUAAUGACCAGAAUGAGCUAGACGAAGUGCUAGCCCACUACCUCAACGAGUACAACCUGUCGUCCACUGCGCCGCUGGAGCUGGUGCUGUUCGAGGACGCGGUGGCGCACCUGUGCCGGCUCGCGCGCAUCAUGCGCCAGCCCAUGGCCAACGCACUGCUGCUGGGCAUGGGCGGAUCUGGUCGACAAUCGCUAUCUCGCCUGGCGGCCAACAUGUCAGAACUACAGUGCGUACAAAUCGAGAUCACGAAAGCGUACGGCCAAUCAGAGUGGCGCGAUGAUCUCAAGCAAACCAUGCUGAAAGCUGGUGCUGAUAACAGAGGCAUCGUGUUUUUGUUCUCUGAUGCACAGAUAAAAAUGGAGUCGUUCCUCGAGGACCUGAACAACAUCCUCAGCUCUGGUGACGUGCCGAACAUCUACGAGGCGGAGGACCUGGACCGCGUGUACGCGUCCGUGCGGCACGCGGUCAUGGAGCUGGGGCUGGCGGCCACCAAGGGCAACCUGUUCGCGUGCUACCAGCGCCGCGUGCGCAGCAACCUGCACAUCGUCGUGGUGAUGAGCCCCGUGGGGGAGAUAUUCCGCGCGCGUCUCCGCCAAUUCCCUUCCCUAGUGAACUGCUGCACCAUCGACUGGUUCAGUGAGUGGCCGCGCUCCGCACUCGACUCGGUCGCGACGCACUUCUUCGACCACAUGGAGGAGUUGCAGACGACGGAUGAGAUUAUAGCCUCUAUGGUGUCCGUAUGCUGCUUCGUACACCAGAGCGUAGUGGAAGCUAGCUCCCGUUUCCUCUCUCAACUGAACCGUCUCAACUACGUCACGCCGAUGUCGUACAUGGAGAUGUUGGCGGCCUACGCGGAAAUGUUUAGGAAGAAGCAGAAGGCGAUACUGCAUGAAUCCAAUGCUUUGAAGACUGGAUUAAACAAAUUGAAUCAAACGGAAGUGGAAGUGAAGCAAUUGCAAAUAGAACUGGCGGAGUUGAAGCCUUUAAUGGAAAGAGCGGCAGAAGAGACGAAGAAAGUGAUUGACCAGAUUGCUAUUGAUACUGCCAUAGCAGAAGAAGCUAGAAUAAAAGUAGAAAAGGAACAAGCUAUAGCUGAAAAAAUGGCAAAAGAAACCACGGCGAUGGCGGAAGAUGCGCAAAGAGACUUAGACGAAGCGAUGCCAGCGCUGCGCGCGGCGGAGAAGGCGCUGCAGGAGCUGAACCGCAACGACGUGGUGGAGGUGAAGGCGAUGAAGAAGCCGCCCGCCGGAGUCGUGCUUGUCAUAGAGUCGCUCUGCGUCGUGUUCGACAUCAAGCCGAUCAAAGAGCCAGGUGCAUCAUUCGGCGAGAAAGUCCUCAACUAUUGGAAGCCGGGCUCUGCGAUGCUCUCGGACCCGAGUGCGUUCCUCGACUCACUGAUGAAGUUCGACAAGGAGUCCAUCACGGAGGACAUGAUCAAGAAGCUCAAGCGGUUCGUCGUCGAUCCUAAUUAUGAGCCGAUGAAGAUUUCCAAGGUGUCAAAAGCGUGCAUGUCGCUAUGCAUGUGGGUGCACGCUAUGUACAAGUUCUAUCACGUCAACAAGGCGGUCGCGCCCAAGAAGGAGGCGCUCGAACGUGCCACUAAAGAACUUGCUGCUGUUGAGGCAAUGCUCGCCAACGCAAAGGCCAAGAUGCAAGCUCUGCUAGAAGGUAUCGCGAAACUCAACGCGUACCUGCAGGAGAAAGAAGAGGAGAAGAGGAAGAUGGAAGAAGACAUCAACCAGUGUUUGGCGAGGAUGGAUCGUGCUAACAGACUUCUAAACGGUCUGUCGAGUGAGCGCGUCCGUUGGAUCAGAACUAUCAAAGAGUUGGACAUAGCCAUCGUGAACCUGAUGGGGGAUAUACUAAUAAGCGCUUGUGCUGUUGGCUACAUCACUCCAUUCACCGAUGAAUAUCGACGAGAAUUGUUGGCUGAAUGGAUAAAACAUAUGGAGGAAGUAGAAGUACCCCAUACGCACGGCGGCACACCAUUGUCGAUCCUUGGAGAUGCUGUCUUGAUAAGGAACUGGCAGAUGUACGGGCUGCCGCGCGACCCGCUGUCGGUGGAGUCGGCCGUGCUCAUGUCCAACUCGCGCCGCUGGCCGCUCAUCAUCGACCCGCAGACGCAGGCCAACAAGUGGAUACGUGCUAUGGGUAAAAUCGAAGGCUUGGUCGUGUGCAAGCCGAAUGAUAGAGAUCUACUGCGUAAUUUUGAAUCUGCACUAAGAUUCGGCAAACCCAUCCUUUUAGAAAAUGUGGGGCAAGAACUGGACCCAGCUCUGGAUCCAGUGUUGAAGCGGCAAUACUUCCGUCAAGCUGGUCAGUUAGUACUGAAGCUGGGCGACUCUCUGAUCCCGUACGCGGCCGGCUUCCGCCUUUACAUCACCACGAAGCUGCCCAACCCGAGAUACACGCCUGAGACGUCUGUUAAAGUGCAAAUUGUCAACUUUGCGCUGGUGCCCAGUGGUCUAGCGGAACAACUACUAUCAAUAGUAGUGGCCCAAGAACGUCCGGACCUUGAGGAACUCCGCGGGCAGCUCAUAGUCUCCCGGGCACAAAUGUCCUCUCAAUUGGCAGAGAUGCAGUCGGCCAUCUUGUAUGGGCUGUCCAAUAGUGAGGGUUCGCCUGUGGAUGAUUUACCGCUGAUCCUCACGCUGGAAGCUAUUAAGAUCAAGAGCGCGGAGAUUUUGAUAAAAGUGGAAGACAUAGAGAAAACGUCAGAAGAGAUAGACGAAGCCCGUCAAGGCUACGUGCCGGUCGCCAACAGGGGACAGAUCCUGUUCUUCUGUCUCUCCGGGAUGGCCAAUGUGGACCCCAUGUACCAGUACUCGCUCGAGUGGUUCGUGAAGCUGUUUGUGAGGAGCAUGGCGGAAACUGAACCUAAUGACGAUAUAAUAGAACGCGUAGACAUAAUAAUCGAGCACUUCACGUUCUUACUGUACGUGAACGUGUGCCGCAGUCUGUUCGAGCGGCACAAGCUGCUGUUCGCGUUCCUGCUGUGCGCGCGGAUACUGCUCGAUAGAGGGGUUAUACGGUCACAGGAGUUUGCGUUUCUGCUCAAUGGGGGGAAAAUUGAACAGGAAUUAGAUAACCCGGAACCGAAAUGGAUAUCCCAGCGCAUGUGGCUCGACAUGCAAGAACUGGCUUCAGUUCCCACUAUGAAGCAGUUCGUCACUGACUUUCCGGAACAGACCAAGUUCUUUAAGACGUAUUAUGAUGCGUGGAAUCCGCAUAAGUUGCCAUAUCCAAAGCCAUUGGAAAGUCAGUUGGAUGCUUUCCAGAAGCUGCUGGUGCUCAAGUGCCUUCGCCCCGACAAACUUGUUCCUGGACUGCAGGACUACGUGGUGCUGGGUCUGGGCGCGCGGUUCGUGGAGCCGCAGCCGGCGGACCUGGCGGCGCUGUUCGCGGAGUCCGACCCGCUCGCGCCCAUCAUCUUUGUGCUCUCCACCGGCACUGAUCCCGCUGCCGAUUUAUUAAAAUUUGCGGAUAAAAUGAAAAUGGGGAAACGAUUCGAGAGCAUUUCUCUCGGUCAAGGUCAGGGGCCUCUCGCGGAAGCAAUGAUGAAGGUUGGAUGCGAUUUCGGGAACUGGGUAUUCUUCCAGAACUGCCACCUAUCCCCGUCGUGGAUGCCGGUGCUGGAGCUGAACGUGGAGCACAUCGCCCCGGAGACGGUGCACAAGGACUUCCGCCUGUGGCUCACAUCCACGCCGUCGCCGUUCUUCCCUGUUGCUUUGUUGCAGAACGGAUAUAAAAUGACAGUGGAGCCUCCUCGUGGCAUUAAGGCCAACCUAUUAAAAGCUUACAUGAAUCAAGUUCCCGAUUUCCAAGAUUAUUUCAACUCUCAUGACAGCAAAGUUGCGAAUUUUAAGUGGUUACUAUUCUCGCUAUGCCUGUUCCACGGCGUGGUGUUGGAGCGGCGCAAGUUCGGUCCGCUCGGCUUCAACAUCCCGUACGAGUUCACUGACGGCGAUCUGCGCAUCUGCAUCUCGCAGCUGCACAUGUUCCUCACUGAGUACAAUGAAGUUCCACUGCGGAUGUUAACAUACACGGCGGGGCACAUAAACUACGGCGGUCGCGUGACGGACGACUGGGACCGGCGCUGCCUGCUGUGUCUGCUCGCCGACUACUACGCGACCGCCGUGCUCAGUGAGAGGUGGCUGUUCGACGAGACCGGCGCGUAUAAACAGCAACCAUCUUCAUCAAGCAUCGAGGACUACACGAAGUACAUCCGCACGUUGCCGCUCAACGACGACCCGUCGCUAUUUGGGUUACACAGCAACGCUAACAUCAGCUACGCUAUGUCCGAGACUAGCACUUGUCUCAGCACGCUGCGCAGCCUGCAGGGCAGCGCGGCGGGCGGCGGCGGCGCGCUGAGCGCGGAGCUGGCCACGGAGCGCGCCGCGCGGGACAUCCUCGCCGUGCUGCCGCCCGCGCUCGACCACGGCUACAUCGCCGCCACCUACCCUGUCUCCUACAAGGAGUCGCUGAACACUGUGCUCAUGCAGGAAGCCAUCCGAUACAACAGGCUGCUUGGUGUUAUACAAAACUCACUCAAGGAUCUGUUGAAAGCGCUCAAGGGUCUCGUUGUAAUGUCGGAAGCCCUAGAGAGCAUGGCGGGGAGUCUUGCCAUGAACUCCGUGCCCGCCAUGUGGAGCUCUAAAGCUUAUCCGUCGUUGAAGCCACUGGCUGCAUGGGUGAAAGACUUAGUGCUGCGCGUGCAGUUCAUGCAGCAGUGGGCGGAGGGCGGCAUCCCGCGCGUGUUCUGGAUCUCCGGCUUCUACUUCCCGCAGGCCUUCCUCACCGGCGCGCUGCAGAACUAUGCACGGAAACACGUGAUCGCUAUUGAUACGGUUGCGUAUGCGUUUGAGCCGCUAGCGGGCGCUCCGGCCAAGAAGCCGGAGGACGGGUGCUGCGUGCGCGGCCUGUACCUAGAGGGCGCGCGGUGGAACAUGGGCGACAUGGCGCUGGAGGAGAGCCGCGCUAAAGAGCUGCAUACUGAAAUGGCAAUAAUCUACAUGAAGCCAGAGCAGAACCACAAGCUAGCGCAAGGUCUGUACGAGUGUCCCACGUACAAGACGCUCGUGCGCGCGGGCACGCUCAGCACCACGGGUCACUCCACCAACUACGUGAUGACCAUCGAGCUGCCCACGCACAAGCCACAAGCGCAUUGGAUCAAGCGAGGAGUGGCACUAUUUUGUGCGCUGGAUUAUUAA
Messenger RNA from Colias croceus (clouded yellow), 12567 nucleotides. RefSeq names its product dynein axonemal heavy chain 1-like. Gene Ontology annotation, biological process: microtubule-based movement. Gene Ontology annotation, cellular component: dynein complex. Gene Ontology annotation, molecular function: ATP hydrolysis activity; dynein light intermediate chain binding; dynein intermediate chain binding. Bases 1 to 12567 code for a protein of 4188 amino acids. NCBI's taxonomy places the organism in Eukaryota, Metazoa, Arthropoda, Insecta, Lepidoptera, Pieridae. The transcript is spliced from 86 exons. The record is from RefSeq and is a predicted model, not a curated record.